AUGGCAGAAAAUGAAUUGGAGGCCGGAGAGGAGCCAUUUCUUAGACAAAGGCAAGUCCUGUUCCUCUUUGUUUUUCUUGGUGGUAUUCUGGCUGGGUCUGAAUCAAGACGCUACUCUGUGGCUGAGGAGAAAGAGAGGGGCUUUUUAAUCACCAACCUAGCAAAGGAUUUGGGGCUGAGUGUAGGGGAACUGGCCGUGAGGGGAGCCCAAAUUGUGUCUAAAGGGAACAGAGAGCGCCUUCAGCUCAGCCAUCAGACCGGUGAUUUGCUCCUGCAGGAGAAAUUGGACCGGGAGGAGCUAUGCGGCCCCACAGAGCCAUGUAUACUGCAUUUUCAGAUUUUACUGCAAAACCCUCUGCAGUUUAUUCCAAAUGAGCUUCAGAUCAUAGAUGUAAAUGACCAUUCUCCAGUAUUCUUUGAAAAUGAAAUGCAGCUGAAAAUCCCAGAAAGUACUCCACCGGGAACAAUAAUUCCACUGAGAAAUGCUGAGGACUUGGAUGUGGGGAGAAACAGCCUCCAAAACUACACCAUCACUCCGAAUGCCCAUUUCCACGUUCUCACAAACAGGCGUAGGGAUGGAAGGAAGUACCCAGAAUUAGUGCUGGACAAAGCGCUGGACCGCGAGGAGCAGCCGCAGUUCAGUUUAACGCUCACAGCGCUGGAUGGCGGAUCGCCGCCCAGGACAGGCAACGUUCAGCUCCACAUCCUGGUCUUAGACAUAAAUGACAACGCCCCAGAAUUUACACAGCCCCUCUAUGAGGUUGAAGUUCCAGAGAACAGCCCCGUUAACUCUGUUAUUGUCACAGUCUCAGCUUCUGAUUUAGAUAUAGGGACUUUUGGGACAAUAGCGUACUCAUUUGUUCAUGCUUCUGAAGAAAUUUCCACAACUUUUCAAUUAAAUCCAAUUACUGGUGAUAUCCAUUUAAUCAAAUAUUUGAAUUUCGAGGCAAUUAAUAGUUAUGAGGUUGACAUAGAAGCCACAGAUGGUGGAGGCCUUACCGGAAAAUCAACAGUAAUAGUUCAGGUGGUUGAUGUCAAUGACAACCCACCAGAGCUGACCUUGUCGUCAAUUACCAGCCCAAUCCUAGAAAACUCACCAGAGACGGUGGUGGCCAUUUUCAGUGUUUCUGAUCCAGAUUCUGGAGACAAUGGGAGAAUGAUGUGUUCCAUCCAGAACAAUCUCCCCUUUGUCCUAAAACCAUCCGUAGACAACUUUUAUACCCUGGUGUCCGAAGGAGCCCUGGACAGAGAGAGCCAGGCCGAGUACAACAUCACUAUCACCGUCACCGACUUGGGGACCCCCAGGCUGAAAACCCAGCACAAUAUAACCGUGGUGGUCUCCGACGUCAACGACAACGCCCCCGCCUUCACCCAGCCCUCCUACAGCCUGUUCCUCCGUGAGAACAACAACCCCGCCCUGCACUUCGGCAGCGUCAGCGCCACAGACAGGGACGCGGGCGCCAACUCCCAGCUCACCUACUCGCUGCUGCCGCCCCGGGACCCGCGCCUGCCCCUGGCCUCGCUGGUGGCCAUCAACGCCGACACCGGCCAGCUGUUCGCGCUGCGGGCGCUGGACUUCGAGGCGCUGCGUGCGUUCGAGUUCGGCGUGGGCGCCACGGACCGCGGGGCGCCCGCGCUGAGCAGCCAGGCGCUGGUGCGCGUGCAGGUGCUGGACGCCAACGACAACGCGCCCUCCGUGCUGUACCCGCCGCACAACGGCUCCGCGCCCUGCACCGAGCUGGUGCCCAGGGCGGCCGAGCCGGGCUACCUGGUGAGCAAGGUGGUGGCGGUGGACGCCGACUCGGGCCAGAACGCCUGGCUGUCGUUCCAGCUGCUCAGGGCCACGGAGCCCGGGCUGUUCGGCGUGUGGGCGCACAAUGGCGAGGUGCGCACGGCGCGGCCGCUGGGCGAGCGCGACGCGGCCAGGCACAGGCUGGUGGUGCUGGUCAGGGACCAUGGCGAGCCCGCGCUGUCCGCCAGCGUCACGCUGCACGUGCUGCUGGUGGACGGCUUCUCGCAGCCCUACCUGCCGCUGCCCGAGGCGGCGGCCGAGCAGGCGCGGGCGGAUCCGCUGACCGUGUACCUGGUGGUGGCGCUGGCGGCGGUGUCGUCGCUGUUCCUGUUCUCGGUGCUGGCGUUGGUGGCGGUGCGGCUGUGCAGGCGGAGCAGGGCGGCCUGGGCGGGUGGCUGCUCGGUGCCUGAGGGCCACCUUCCUGGCCACCUGGUGGACGUGAGCGGUACUGGGACCCUGUCCCAGAGUUACCAGUAUGAGGUGUGUCUGAUGGGAGGCUCAGGGACCAGCGAGUUCAAGUUCCUCAAACCCAUUCUUCCCAAUAGUUUGGUUCAAGACAUUGAGCAAGAGUAG
Messenger RNA from Pipistrellus nathusii (Nathusius's pipistrelle), 2364 nucleotides. Lineage: Eukaryota; Metazoa; Chordata; Mammalia; Chiroptera; Vespertilionidae. The record is from the annotation of a GenBank genome assembly.